Molecule: messenger RNA, 489 nt
Organism: Erythranthe guttata (spotted monkey flower)
Lineage: Eukaryota; Viridiplantae; Streptophyta; Magnoliopsida; Lamiales; Phrymaceae
Source: RefSeq, a predicted model, not a curated record
UUUGAUGAUGUUUGUUCACAGGUGCUAUCGAAUGAUAUCGAUCUCCUUAACCCACCGGCGGAGCUCGAGAAGAGGAAGCACAAACUCAAGCGCCUCGUCCAAUCCCCAAACUCUUUCUUCAUGGAUGUGAAGUGUCAGGGUUGCUUCAACAUAACCACCGUGUUCAGCCACUCUCAGACGGUGGUGGUGUGCGGCAACUGCCAGACUGUGCUCUGCCAACCCACCGGAGGACGCGCUAGGCUUACGGAGGGAUGCUCCUUCAGAAGGAAGGGUGAUUGAAUCUACUUUUUUGAUGGGGUAUUCUUAAGAUAGUGGAAAUUGGAAUUUUUGGUUUUUAAUUUAUCUGCCCGUUUUAAAGUUUCAUUUGGACUUGUUGACGAGUUACUGUUUUGUUUCGUUAUGUCAUCUAGGGGUUUUAUUAUUGGAUAAUCGCAAUUGGAUUUAUUUAAGUUCUCCCUUUUGCUUCCUUAAUUCAUGCGAUAUUUUUCC